AUGCAGGAAAUCUGUCCUGGGGCUGUCUUAGCUGCUGGGGUGAGUUGGCCUGCUGCAGCAGCAGCAGCAAGAGGGUCUCCAGCAGCAGCAGCAGCAGCAGCAGCAGCAGGAGUUUCUGAUGGCAGCAGCAAAGCCCAGGGGCAUGUAUCUGACGGUUGCAGCAGCAGCAGCAGCAGCAGCAGCAGCAGUUCAGCAGCAGCAGUUGAUGCUCCUCUUGGGGGAGGGUACUGCGCAGAGGGCCUCCGCAGGGGGGCCCCCUGGUGGCGGGGCCCCCGGGAGACGCUGCUGGGUACAGUAAGGCGGCUGCUGCUGCUGGUGCGGUGGAUAGACAGUGUGAGUGCGCAUGCUAGCUGUACAUACACUGCAGCAGCAGCAGCAGCAGCAGCAGGAGACGCAGCAGCAGCAGCAGAAGGGGACCCCCUAGCUGUCACAGGAGAUGCAGCAGCAGCAGCAGCAGCAGCAGCAGCACUAAGAGGCGAUGGCGCGCUGCUGCUUGUAGGUCACGGGCUGCUGAUGGAUUUGCUGCUGAAGGCGUUUGUUGCUGCUCCUGCUGGCGGCAUUUGCUGCUGCUCUUAUCUGGAGCAGCAGCAGCAGCUGCUGCUGCAGCAGCUGCAGCAGCAGCAGCAGCAGCAGCAGCAAAACGGCUGCUGCCGCACCGCAGACGCUCUCUAUGUCCCCCCGCAGCAAACCGUUUAUUUUCUCUCCCCCAACUGCGCUGUCUCCUGCAUCGACGUCAUCCUGCAGCAGCAGCAGCAGCAGCAGCAGCAGCAGCAGCAGCAGCAGCAGCAGGAGCGGGAGCAGGUGGUAUGCAAGCGUGCGCCUGGGGACGAAGGCUGCAGCUGCUGCUGCUGCUGCAGCAGCUGCAGCAGCAAAGCAUAUCGCCGCACAGUGGGUGUGGUCUACUGGGGCCUCCAGGCGGUACCCCCCAGCCUCUUCACUGGCCACGCGCUAGGCUCAGCCCCAGUUGUCUCCAUCUGA
This is a messenger RNA of Eimeria mitis, 978 nucleotides long. Its product is annotated as phosphoglycerate mutase domain-containing protein, putative. Lineage: Eukaryota; Apicomplexa; Conoidasida; Eucoccidiorida; Eimeriidae. The coding region runs from base 1 to 978 and encodes 325 amino acids. The transcript has a single exon. The record is from RefSeq and is a predicted model, not a curated record.